ACCUGGAAGGCAUGCCGAAGGUGGAACCAGUUUGUUUGCUUUGGGGAGGGUAUGCUUUCGCUGCGUGAGGCAAGGGGUAGGCAGUCCUACAGGAGUACGGAACAGCAUGGACUGCUAACACUGUCACAACUUUCUCACAUCGGUGAUAAAACUCCUCGGUGGCGGAGUAACAAGAAACUGCAUGGUCAAAACAACCCAAUGGAGACUAAGAUUUAGACAGAAGAGCUUUUCAUAAAGGAUCAUGCCUGGUGUCCGCAGCGGGAGGAGGCUCUCUGAUGGGCUGAUGCUGGAGCAAUCAGAGAAAGGACAACUGGUUGUUUCCAGUGUUGUCGAUGGCUCCUUGGCCAAUCAGGGGCUGAAAGAAGGAGAUGAAAUUGUGGGUGCCACAAUCAACUUUGACCAACUUUCGAAAGACGAUGUGUUGAAAAUACUGAGGUUGAUGGAUGAUAAUGGAUUUGAUGAGAAGGUUCAAGUUCUGACGAAAAAUAAUUUGCGCAAGAGUAUGGGGACCUUGGACAGCGUCAAAGCACCAGAGGAGAUGUUGAAGGAUUCCUAUAACAGACUCAAUGCCAAAAUAAAGAAGUUCAUGAAGGAGGACAGCUCUGGACAACCUACAGCUUCUGGGGAAAGAUGCUCUCCUAACGCGCAGGUACCGAGACCUCUCUGGGCCAAGCCUGAUGUCAGAGGAACAGACUCUACAGUGACUCUCAAUACUCCUGGUGGAGAACUUUCGUUGCCUAAUGCCAACAUGAGUUCAAGGGAUCUCUUCCUAGCUCAAUUGAAUGGGUCUAUAGAGGCUGAUCCUGAUGUCAAUAUCUCCAAUUUACCUUCAGUAGACCUUAAAGGUUCCAAAAUAGAUCUAGAAUUGCCAAAUUCAGACAUUGGCAUCCCAUCUGGGAAGAUCAAAACACCAAGUCUUGGUAUGCCUGACUUUGAUAUAUCUGGACCAAGAGUUAGGACUACAGACAUGGACCGCUCAGCGGAUGAGAUGUGUGUAUCAGAUAUCAGUUUGCCUGACCUCAAUACUCCAGAUAUUGACAUACUCCCAGGUAAAUUCAAACUAACGAAACCACAUGCAGAACUCAAAGCUUCUGAUUUCGAUGUGAAUGCCCCCUCGGGUAAACUGAAGAUGCCCAAAUUUGAUAAUGAUGUAAAAACACCAAAGCUAAUUCUCAAAGCUCCCAAGAUAAAAGGUGGACUUGAUGCACCUGACUUGGACUUACCCAAAGUCGACCUGAAAUCACCUAAAUUAGAUGUAAACACUCCAGAUAUUGACAUUGAUUCACCCACAGGGAAAUUGAAAAUGCCCAAAUUGAAAAUGUCAACAUUUGGAAUGAAGGGGCCACAUAUUGACAAAGAUGGAGGAAUAGAAGGACCAGACCUGAAUGGGUCAUCUCCCCAACUCAAGGGACCCAAAGUAGACCUCAAUAUUCCAGAUGCUGAUAUUGGCCACCCAUCAGGAAAAUUCAAAAUGCCAACUUUCAAGAUGCCAGAUUUAGGUUCCUCUGGACCAAAGGUUAAGGGGCCUGGCUUUGAUCUUUCAGCCCCCAAGUUUAAAGCUGGGAUUGAUGCCCCUGACAUGGAUUUACCAGACAUGGACCUCAAAGCCCCUAAAUUAGAUGUAAACACUCCUGAUAUUGACAUUGAUUCACCCACAGGGAAAUUGAAAAUGCCCAAAUUGAAAAUGUCAACAUUUGGAAUGAAGGGGCCACAUAUUGACAAACAUGGAGAUAUAGAGGGACCAGACCUGAACUUGUCAUCUACCCAACUCAAGGGUCCCAAAGCAGACCUCAACAUUCCAGAUGCUGAUAUUGGCCGCCCAUCAGGAAAAUUUAAAAUGCCAACUUUGAAGAUGCCACAUUUAGGUUCCUCUGGACCAAAGGUUAAGGGGCCUGACUUUGAUCUUUCAGCCCCCAAGCUUGAAGCUGGGAUUGAUGCCCCUGACAUGGAUUUACCAGACAUGGACCUCAAAGCCCCUAAAUUAGAUGUAAACACUCCAGAUAUUGACAUUGAUUCACCCACAGGGAAAUUGAAAAUGCCCAAAUUGAAAAUGUCAACAUUUGGAAUGAAGGGGCCACAUAUUGACAAAGAUGGAGACAUAGAAGGAUCAGACCUGAACUUGUCAUCUCCCCAACUCAAGGGUCCCAAAGUAGACCUCAACAUUCCAGAUGCUGAUAUUGGCCGUCCAUCAGGAAAAUUCAAAAUGCCAACUUUCAAGAUGCCAGAUUUAGGUUCCUCUGGACCAAAGGUUAAGGGGCCUGGCUUGGAUCUUUCAGCCCCCAAGUUUAAAGCUGGGAUUGAUGCCCCUGACAUGGAUUUACCAGACAUGGACCUCAAAGCCCCUAAAUUAGCUGUAAACACUCCAGAUGUUGACAUUGAUUCACCCACAGGGAAAUUGAAAAUGCCCAAAUUGAAAAUGUCAACAUUUGGAAUGAAGGGGCCACAUAUUGACAAAGAUGGAGACAUAGAAGGACCAGACCUGAACUUGUCAUCUCCCCAACUCAAGGGUUCAAAAGUAGACCUCAACAUUCCAGAUGCUGAUAUUGGCCAUCCAUCAGGGAAAUUCAAAAUGCCAACUUUCAAGAUGCCACAUUUAGGUUCCUCUGGACCAAAGGUUAAGGGGCCUGGCUUGGAUCUUUCAGCCCCCAGGUUUAAAGCUGGGAUUGAUGCCCCUGACAUGGAUUUACCAGACAUGGACCUCAAAGCCCCUAAAUUAGAUGUAAACACUCCAGAUAUUGACAUUGACUCACCCACAGGGAAAUUGAAAAUGCCCAACUUGAAAAUGUCAACAUUUGGAAUGAAGGGGCCACAUAUUGACAAACAUGGAGAUAUAGAUGGACCAGACCUGAACUUGUCAUCUCCCAAACUCAAGGGUCCCAAAGCAGAACUCAACAUUCCAGAUGUUGAUAUUGGCCGUCCAUCAGGGAAAUUCAAAAUGCCAACUUUCAAGAUGCCACAUUUAGGUUCCUCUGGACCAAAGGUUAAGAGGCCUGGCUUGGAUCUUUCAGCCCCCAAGUUUAAAGCUGGGAUUGAUGCCCCUGGCAUGGAUUUACCAGACAUGGACCUCAAAGCCCCUAAAUUAGAUGUAAACACUCCAGAUAUUGACAUUGAUUCACCCACAGGGAAAUUGAAAAUGCCCAAAUUGAAAAUGUCAACAUUUGGAAUGAAGGGGCCACAUAUUGACAAAGAUGGAGACAUAGAAGGAUCAGACCUGAACUUGUCAUCUCCCCAACUCAAGGGUUCAAAAGUAGACCUCAACAUUCCAGAUGCUGAUAUUGGCCAUCCAUCAGGGAAAUUCAAAAUGCCAACUUUCAAGAUGCCACAUUUAGGUUCCUCUGGACCAAAGGUUAAGGGGCCUGGCUUGGAUCUUUCAGCCCCCAGGUUUAAAGCUGGGAUUGAUGCCCCUGACAUGGAUUUACCAGACAUGGACCUCAAAGCCCCUAAAUUAGAUGUAAACACUCCAGAUAUUGACAUUGAUUCACCCACAGGGAAAUUGAAAAUGCCCAACUUGAAAAUGUCAACAUUUGGAAUGAAGGGGCCACAUAUUGACAAACAUGGAGAUAUAGAUGGACCAGACCUGAACUUGUCAUCUCCCAAACUCAAGGGUCCCAAAGCAGAACUCAACAUUCCAGAUGUUGAUAUUGGCCGUCCAUCAGGGAAAUUCAAAAUGCCAACUUUCAAGAUGCCACAUUUAGGUUCCUCUGGACCAAAGGUUAAGAGGCCUGGCUUGGAUCUUUCAGCCCCCAAGUUUAAAGCUGGGAUUGAUGCCCCUGGCAUGGAUUUACCAGACAUGGACCUCAAAGCCCCUAAAUUAGAUGUAAACACUCCAGAUAUUGACAUUGAUUCACCCACAGGGAAAUUGAAAAUGCCCAAAUUGAAAAUGUCAACAUUUGGAAUGAAGGGGCCACAUAUUGACAAAGAUGGAGACAUAGAAAGACCAGACCUGAACUUGUCAUCUCCCCAACUCAAGGGUUCCAAAGUAGACCUCAACAUUCCAGAUGCUGAUAUUGGCCGUCCAUCAGGAAAAUUCAAAAUGCCAACUUUCAAGAUGCCAGAUUUAGGUUCCUCUGGACCAAAAGUUAAGGGGCCUGACUUGGAUCUUUCAGCCCCCAAGUUGAAAGGCGGAAUCAGUCCCCUAGAUCUGAAUCUGCCAGAUCUCAAAGGCCCCAAACUAGGCCUAAAUGCACCAGAUGUAAACUGUAAUAUGCCCUCAGGUAAAAUCAAAGUACCUACAUUGAAGAAACCAAAGGUUGAUCUGAAUGCUCCUGAUCUGGACAUUGAUGGCCCCUCUGGUAAACUGAAAAUGCCCACAUUUGGGCUGUCUGGUAAAAUGCCAAAAUCCACUAAACUUAAUCUCAAAGCCCCAAAGAUAAAGGGGGGAAUUGAUUCCCCAGACUUGAAUUUACCAGAUGCUGACCUCAAAGCCCCUAAACUAGAUAGAAAUGCCCCCGAUUUUGACAUCAAUGCAUCCCCUGGGAAAUUCAAAAUGCCCAAAUUCAAAAUGUCUAAAUUCAGAGGCCUAAAAAGACCAGAUGUUGACAUUGAUGGAGACUUAGAGGGCGCAGAUAUAAAUAUCAAUGCCCCCACAGCUAACCUCAAAGGUCCCAAAACAGGUCUAAAAAUGCCCGAUUUGAAGAUGCCUGAUUUCGGGCUAUCUGGGCACAAUGUAGAUAAACCUAACUAUGACUUACCUGAUAUUGAUCUCUCAGCCCCAAAGCUAAAAGGGGGCAUCAAUCCCCCAGAUUUGAAACUACCUAAAGGUAAAAGCAAAGGCCUAAAACUAGACCUCAAUGAUCCAGAUUUGGAUGUUGACGCUCCCUCAGGAAAACUGAAAAUGCCCAAAUUUGGACACUCAGGCACGAUGCCAAAAGGACCAAAUCUGGACAUAAAUGCAGGUGCGAAAUCACCAAAGUUCGGUCUAAAUAUGCCAAAGAUAAAAGCUGGGAUUGAUGCGCCUGACAUGGAUUUACCAGACAUGGACCUCAAAGCCUCUAAAUUAGAUGUAAACACUCCAGAUAUUGACAUUGAUUCACCCACAGGGAAAUUCAAAAUGCCGAAUUUGAAAAUGUCUACAUUUGGAAUGAAGGGGCCACACAUUGACAAAGUUGGAGAUAUAGAGGGACCAGACCUGAACUUGUCAUCUCCCAAACUCAAGGGUCCCAAAGCAGACCUCAACAUUCCAGAUGCUGAUAUUGGCAGUCCAUCAGGAACAUUCAGAAUGCCUACUUUCAAGAUGCCAGAUUUAGGUUCCUCUGGACCAAAGGUUAAGGGGACUGACUUGGAUCUUUCAGCCCCCAAGUUGAAAGGAGGAAUCAGUCCCCUAGAUCCAAAUCUGCCAGAUCUCAAAGGCCCCAAACUAGGCUUAAAUGCACCAGAUGUAAACUGUAAUAUGCCCUCAGGUAAAAUCAAAGUACCUACAUUGAAGAAACCAAAGGUUGAUCUGAAUGCUCCUGAUCUGGACAUUGAUGGCCCCUCUGGUAAACUGAAAAUGCCCAAAUUUGGGCUGUCUGGUAAAAUGCCAAAAUCCACUAAACUUAAUCUCAAAGCCCCAAAGAUAAAGGGGGGAAUUGAUUCCCCAGACUUAAAUUUACCAGAUGCUGACCUCAAAGCCCCUAAACUAGAUGGAAAUGCCCCCGAUUUUGACAUCAAUGCACCUUCUGGGAAAUUGAAAAUGCCCAAAUUGAAAAUGCCUAAAUUCAGAGGCCUGAAGGGACCAGAUGUUGACAUAGAUGGAGACUUAGAGGGCCCAGAUAUAGAUAUCAAUUCCACCACAGCUAACCUCCAAGGUCCCAAAACAGGUCUAAAAAUGCCUGAUUUGAAGAUGCCUGAUUUCAGGCUAUCUGGCCCUAAUGUAGAUAAACCUGACCAUGACUUACCUGAUAUUGACUUCUCAGCCCCAAAGCUAAAAGGGGGCAUCAAUCCCCCAGAUUUGAGACUACCUAAGGGUCAUCUCAAAGGGCCCAAAUUAGAUCUCAAUACUCAAGAUGUUGAUGUUGAUGCGCCAUCUGGUAAACUGAAAAUGCCCAAAUUUGGGCUUUCAAGUACAAUGCCAAAAGGACCAAAUGUGGACAUAAAUGCAGGUGCGAAAUCACCAAAGUUCAGUCUACAAAUGCCAAAGAAUAAAGGUGGGAUUGAUGCCCCUGAUGUGGAUCUACCAGACAUUGACCUCAAAGCCCCUAAAUUAGAUGUAAACACUCCAGAUAUAGACAUUCAUUCACCCACAGGGAAAUUCAAAAUGCCCAAUCUGAAAAUGCCUACAUUUGGAAUGAAGGGGCCAGAUAUUGAUCUAGAUGGAGAUAUAGAGGGGCCAGACCUGAAUUUGUCAUCUCCCAAACUCAAGGGUCACAAAGCAGACCUCAACAUUCCAAAUGCUGAUAUUGACAGUCCAUCAGGAAAAUUCAAAAUGCCAACUUUCAAGAUGCCAGAUUUAGGUUUAUCUGGACCAAAGUUUAAGGGGCACGACUUAGAUCUUUCAGCCCCCACGUUUAAAGGGGGAAUUAGUCACCCAGAUUUGGAUCUGCCACAUGUUGACCUCAAAGGCCCCAAACUAGACCUCAAUGCACCAGAUGUAAACUUUAAUAUGCCCUCAGGUAAAGUCAAAGUACCUACAUUGAAGAAACCAAAGGUUGAUCUGAAUGCUCCUGAUAUGGACAUCGAUGGCCCCUCUGGUCACCUGAAAAUGCCCACAUUCUUGCUGCCUGGUACAAUGUCAAAAUCCCCAGUCUUGAGGCUCAAAGCUUCAAACAUUAAGGGGGGAAUUGAUGUUCCAGACAUGAAUUUACCAGAUGCUGACCUCAAAGCCCCUGAACUAGAUGUGAAUGCCCCAGAUCUUGACAUCAAUGAACCCUCCGGGAAAUUCAUAAUGCCCAAAUAUAAAAUGCUUAAAUUCAGAGACCUAAAGAGACCAGAUGUUGACAUUGUUGGAAACUUAGACGGCCCAGAUAUAGAUAUAAAUUCCCCCACAGCUAACCUCAAAGGUCCCAAAACAGGUCUACAAAUUCCAGAUUUGAAGAUGCCUGAUUUCGGGCUAUCUGGGCCAAAUGUAGAUGAAUCUGACUAUGACUUACCUGAUAUUGACCUCUCAGCCCCAAAGCUAAAAGAGGAAUCAGUCCCCCGGAUUUGAUAAUAUCUAAGGGUCAUCUCAAAAGCCCAAACUAGACCUCAAUGCUCCAGAUAUGCCCUCAGGUAGAUUCAGAGUUCCAACCAUAGAGAGGCCAAAUGGUAGCAUCAAAGCCCCUGAUUUUGACAUCAACACUCCUACAUUCAAAAUGCCUACAUUUGGGUUAUCUACACCAAAAUGACCAGAUCAUGACAUCAGUGCUGACCUAGGUUAAAUUGUCAAAGAGGAAAGGUGGGAUUGGUUCACCAGAUCUGGACCUACCUACAAUUGACUUAAAAGCCCCUAACAUAGAUUUAAACACUCCAGAUAUUAACAUUGGCUCACCGUCUUGGAAAUUCAAAAUUCCUCACCUCAAAUGCCUAAAUGCGGGCCUUUCUGGUCUGAAAGGUCCAGAUGCUGUAAUAGAUGGAGACAUUGAGGGACCGGACCUGAGCUUGUCAACCCUGAAAGUAAACACAGGGAUCGGUAGUCCAGAUUUAGACAUAAAUGUUCCCUCUGGUAACCUCAAAGGCCCCCAAGCUGAUCUCAAUUUGCCAGACAGUAACGUUGCUAUACAAUCUCGAAAAUUCAAACUGCCGUCGUUAAAAUUGCCCCAGCUUGGAAGUCCCAAUUGAAGAGCAGUAUCAGAUAUGGACUUCAUGAAAGCAAAUGACAUUUCUCCUCCAAAAGCUAAAGUGGAUCUAAAAGCACCCGACUUGAAAGUUAGUCACCCAGAUGUCAGCCUGAGUUUACCCAAAGCUGAUAUCAGAGGCCCAGAAUACAAAGUGGCAUCUCAUAGUAAACGCAGAUCUGAUAUCCCAGGUAGAGCGCAUGUAAAAGAUUUUGAAUGCCAGGUGGAGUAUAUAUAAGUGCCUGUUGGGAAGUCUAGGAAGGUCAAAGGUAUGGCUAGUUAUCUCAUUGCAGAUAUUGACUUGCCAAAAGUUGAUUACCAAGUGUUUGGUGUGGAUCUCAGAGGUUCAGACCUUAACCUUGACGACCUCACAGUGAAAUUCUAAAUUCCCAAAUCCAAGACUUCUAAAUUGGGUAGUUAUACAAGAAUACCAGAUAUAGACUCAAGUCUUCCCAGUAUUAACACCUCAAUCCCUAUAUUCCCACCCCAAAGUGUGGAUUAGUGGUUUCACAGACAGAUUUUAAUUUGAGAAAAACUGACCUCAAGGGCAAUAAACAAUCUGAAAGCCCCAACUGGUGAAACCGGCAGAUAAAAAGAAAAGUUCAAAACAGUCUAAAAUUGUAGUCUGUGAAAAAUUUGACUCAUGGUUCAAACCCCCAAAUUUCUGAAGAUCAAUAAUAUUUAAUCGCUGUACAGUAUUUCCCAAACAUGUCAAAGGGGAUGCACCAGACGGAACUGGGAGCCUGAGAAAUCGGCACAAGGAAGAGUCAAACCAUAGAUCUCAUACACUCAGAUGUCUCGAUUUCAGUGCAUCAAAUGUGGACCUUGAAGUUCCAGAAGAUGAGAACUUAAAAGGGUCAAAGCUUACAAAGCUUAUUAAGCAUUCAGACAACUGACUAAAUGUAAUUUUAGGCUUGUUUGAAUCACAAUCUUCUGUUGAAACAUAAUGCAGAAAACUUCUGUUACUAGCACUUAUUUGUACUUUUUAUGUAAAUUGAUUGGUGUUUGUUAUGAACAUGUUGAAAAUGUAUGUGUAAAGGGUUCUCAUUUUGUCUUUGGUUUUACAAAUUGGAUGAAAAGCUAUUUUAAAAUGUGUUUUUACUGUACACUUGCUGUUUUACAAUAAUUUGUUUUAUCUUUACAUUAAUGCAACAAAACAAUUAAUUCAAAACAACUGCUAAAUGCAUUAGCCGAAGCAACAUUAUUCUGACUCGAUUCUGACAGUAGGCCUUAUUUUCCAUAUUUUUGCAUUUGAAAUAACCUCUGGAAAAUGAAUUCUGUCAAGUAUGAUAAAACAUUUAACUCAACUGCUA
Molecule: messenger RNA, 9043 nt
Organism: Oncorhynchus mykiss (rainbow trout)
Lineage: Eukaryota; Metazoa; Chordata; Actinopteri; Salmoniformes; Salmonidae
Source: RefSeq, a predicted model, not a curated record